UAAACCUGAUAGUUUCUCCCUAUCACACACACAGUCCAUGAUCUAUAGCUAAAAUGGCAGGAAUAAGGUUACUUCCAGAAGAAGCGGACCUGAGUCAACAGCAAAGCCGAGGAGGUGCUGCAGGUGGCGAUCUGGUAUCGGACGAUGAGAGGUCGGUGGCGGCAGACUCAUGGUCUAUAAAGAGUGACUACGGAAGUACUCUCGAUGAUGACCAGCGCCACGCCGAUGCUGCCGAGGCUCUCUCCUCCGCUACCAACUUCCGUACUGCUUCCGAUUACAAUUCAGACAAGGAGGAACCGGAUGGUGAAGGAGUAACAUCAAUGUUAGGUCUCCAGAGUUACUGGGAUUCUGCAUAUGCCGAUGAGUUGGCAAACUUUCGUGAGCAUGGCCAUGCUGGUGAAAUAUGGUUUGGGUCUGAUGUCAUGGAUGUUGUUGUUUCUUGGACCAAGAGCUUGUGCAUCAGGAUUUCACAGGAUCACAUUUCGAAUCAUGUUGAUAUUGAACAGGAUGAUAAAUGUUUGCCUUACUGGAGUGUACUUGACCUUGGAACUGGCAAUGGUUUGCUCCUUCAAGAACUUGCUAAGCAGGGGUUCUCUGAUUUAACUGGUGCGGAUUAUAGUGAAGGGGCGAUCGACCUUGCUAGGAAGCUUGCUGACCGUGAUGGUUUUUCCAAUAUCAAUUUUUUGGUUGAUGAUAUCCUGGAGACGAAGUUAGAAAGACAGUUCAAGCUUGUCAUGGAUAAAGGAACUUUAGAUGCUAUUGGAUUGCAUCCCGAUGGCCCUAUCAAAAGGAUCAUGUACUGGGACUCUGUUUCAAAGCUGGUUGCAUCUGGCGGUAUUUUGGUGAUCACAUCUUGUAACAAUACAAAGGACGAACUGGUACAAGAGGUAGAAAAUUUCAACCAUAGGACUAAUGUGUCUCAAGGAUCAGAAAUAUCAAAGGACCAAGCGUCUGGAGAUCAUCCUAUAUUCCAAUAUUUCGAUCAUGUUCAAACAUAUCCCACAUUCAUGUUUGGUGGAGCUGUAGGAUCGCGGGUCGCCACUGUGGCCUUCCUUCGGAGCUAAACACUAGAUCUAUCCUUGACGGAAUCGAAUGGUUAGGUUUUUUUUUCCCCCUCUAGAAUAUGUUUCUAAGGUGUUUAUGUCUCUACAUGAUGGAUGUCUCUUCUUCAGAAUAACUUAUUAUUGUGUUUGAGAAUGAAGUGUCUUAACAAAUUAGUGAUAUUUUAACAAAACUUCAUGAUUUGAUUGAACUUUCAACUUUACAAACAAUGCUGAAGCUGUUGAAUUUUGUCAAUGUCAAAUUUUGGUUUUAUAAUUUA
Messenger RNA from Ricinus communis (castor bean), 1321 nucleotides. RefSeq names its product EEF1A lysine methyltransferase 2. The record is from RefSeq and is a predicted model, not a curated record. Gene Ontology annotation, biological process: peptidyl-lysine monomethylation; peptidyl-lysine dimethylation. Bases 54 to 1064 code for a protein of 336 amino acids. Lineage: Eukaryota; Viridiplantae; Streptophyta; Magnoliopsida; Malpighiales; Euphorbiaceae. The transcript has 7 exons. Gene Ontology annotation, molecular function: protein-lysine N-methyltransferase activity. Gene Ontology annotation, cellular component: cytoplasm.